Messenger RNA from Leptosia nina, 330 nucleotides. The record is from the annotation of a GenBank genome assembly. Lineage: Eukaryota; Metazoa; Arthropoda; Insecta; Lepidoptera; Pieridae.
AUGCGUCUAUCAAACAGAAGGCAGGGUGAAGUGAUGUUUAAUAAAUAUUCUAUAGAAAAUAAAUUAACCAAGAAAGUGCUCGGAGGAGGUAUGGCAAAGUUGGGAAGCGGCGACGUACCGUUGAAUACAUUAGCCGCUGUUUACAGUUCUCCGUCAGCGCGCACAUGGCGAUGUGAAACUGUGUUUAUUUUAAUACUAAACCAUUGUUCGCCCGGUGCUGUUGUUUGCACGAACUACCCUCGCGGUUUGUGUGAGGUGUCCACGGAUGAACUGUCAACAAGGCCGCUCCUUGGCUUGUUGAAAAUACACAUAACAUCAUCAUUUUUGUAA